Molecule: messenger RNA, 474 nt
Organism: Daucus carota subsp. sativus
Lineage: Eukaryota; Viridiplantae; Streptophyta; Magnoliopsida; Apiales; Apiaceae
Product: pelargonidin 3-O-(6-caffeoylglucoside) 5-O-(6-O-malonylglucoside) 4'''-malonyltransferase
Exons: 1
Coding region: 1-474 (157 amino acids)
Source: RefSeq, a predicted model, not a curated record
AUGAGGGAAAGAACCGAUCCACCAAUUUCAAAGAAACAAUGUGGCAAUCUCUACUUGGUUGCAUCUGCUCGGUCCGUGGCAGGGGCAACAGGGGUGGAAUUGGAGAGCAUUGUUGAGCUUCUGACAGACUCUGUCAGGAGAGAACUUGCAAACUGUGAACAAAUAGUACCAAUUAAAGGGGAGAAAAAUAAAAUGAUGAUAACUCAAGGGUUCAAUGAGGUGGCAAAAUCUUUUGCAGAUCCUGAGAUUUCGAGUAUCGUUAUGUUUACUGAUUGGUGCAAGUUUCCAUUGUAUGAAGCUGAUUUCGGCUGGGGAAAACCCUCUUGGGUCAGCAGUGUCCAUGUUCCUCUGCGAAACAUGAUCUACCUUCUCUGCGACAAAUCUGGAGAAGGGAUCGAAGCAUGGGUAAAUUUGAGUGUAGAUGACAUGCCUAAAUUCGAGCAAGAUGCAAACAUCGUGGAAUUUACCAGUUGA